Molecule: messenger RNA, 714 nt
Organism: Caenorhabditis briggsae
Lineage: Eukaryota; Metazoa; Nematoda; Chromadorea; Rhabditida; Rhabditidae
Exons: 3
Coding region: 1-714 (237 amino acids)
Source: RefSeq, a predicted model, not a curated record
AUGAUUUACAAGUUUGCUCUCAUCCUAUGGAUCGUCACGACUCUUGCCGUCUCAGCCUGCGUUUCCACAAAGUGCAAGAAGACCGGAACUCUCACAGAAUGCCUUACGAGAAUAAAGUUCGACCUAAUUACCAUAGGCUUCUUUUUCUUCGUUCUCUCGAUGUUGAUCUUUUUCUUGCUAACCUGCAUACUGGUUGCUAGACAAUGGAGAUCGCGCAGAAUCAGAGCUCAAAUAAUGAUCGAAGACGCUCGGAAUUUUAAUAGCGACUUCUUCUCCGAUUUAAAUGGAAUGGGACGGCAUGACGUCUACCUAGUCAACGAAGAAGAGGACUUCAAUCAGCUAGAAAGAGGAGUGGCCGACCGAGAGAACCAUGGAGGUCCAAAGCAGGAUAUGGCUGAUAAACAAGAAAUGGCCACGAAAAAGAAGGACCCAGUCCACCGAAGACGCCCCUAUGUGCUGAUUUCCAAGGAAAAAGUAAAGGAAUUGGUGGAGCUGGCGGCGAUAGUGAAAAUUGUGUACCCAGAGAGUGUUCUCCUCACCAUCAAUGAUUAUGAUAUUGUAAAUAUCUCACAAUCGUAUGCCAUCGAAAACAUGAGAAUUUACGGGCCUUCGAACGAUAGAACAAUUCGGAAAUUGAGAAAACUCGUGAAAGCGAUAAGGAAGGCUGGACUUGAUGAGGUUCGAUUUUUUUUUGAAUAUCGAAGUAUCUCUUAG